AAAUUAGGGCCUGGAGCCCAUAUAGUGAAGCCUAAUAUGAUAGAGCGUGAGGAUCAUGCCCAUGGAAUGAAGUAACUAACCCAGUCCCUUGACUUGGCUCGCUAGUUCGAUUCGAUUCGAUUCUCGGAGAUGAAGAAGGGCUUGUGUUGGCUUUGAGUUUGUGUUUGGGUUCAUCAUCAGAGCAAUUAAAUUCGCGAGAAUGCGAGAAUCUCGGUUUCAUCGGACUCGUCUUGUGCUCCGACUGCAACACUCUCUCCGAGUACGUCAAGGACAAAGUGAUUAUUUGAAUCGUCUAAAUCAAUAUCGCCAGAGGGUUUGGACUUGUAAAAUUACUGGAAAAUCUGGCUUGACUUAUGAAGAGGCUCUGGUGUCAGAGAAGCAUGCUGCUGAGAAAGUUCAACAGAUUCCGGAAGAAUUAGUGGCACCUGCUCUAAGGAUUAUCCAUUACAAUAAGGAAUAGAAAGAAUCAGAGUCAUGACACCGGCAAGAAAGAAAAUCGUGAAGUUCAAUGCAACAGAACUAAUCAUCUCAAUAUAUGCACUGAAAAUUGGAAUGACACGCGUUGUCCAGCUCUCUUUGUUGGGUUCAAUAUUGUCCAAUAUGUUACUGGUGCUUGGGUGUGCAUUCUUAUGUGGUGGGAUUGUUAAUCACGAGAAGGAGCAAGUGUUUAACAAGGCAGCUACUUCCGUGAACUCAGGAUUAUUGCUAAUGGCAGUCAUGGGCAUACUUUUUCCUGCUGUUCUACACUACACUCACAGUGAGGUCCAUGUUGGGAAGUCAGAGUUGUCACUUUCAAGAUUCAGCAGCUGCAUUAUGCUUGUGGCUUAUGUUGCAUACCUAUUUUUUCAGUUAAAAAGUCAAAGAAAUCUCUACGUCUCUGUGAACGAGGGAGCAUCUAUGGCAUGGGAAAUUCCAGUAGCAUUUAUUAGUGUCAUAUUGCUUCCACUAGUGGGGAAUGCAACUGAACAUGCCAGUGCUAUAAUGUUUGCCAUGAAAGAUAAACUUGACAUUUCCUUAGGAGUAGCAAUUGGGUCAUCCACACAGAUAUCUAUGUUUGUGAUACCAUUUUGUGUUGUUAUUGGCUGGAUAACAGGGCACCCUAUGGACUUAAACUUUCAACUUUUUGAGACUGCAGUACUAUUUCUUACUGUUAUAGUUGUUGCCUUCAUGUUACAGGUUUGUAUUCAAACAUAAAAAAAACAAGUGAAAAUUAAAAGUAUGGUAUUACGAACCUAAAACACGUAGAUAAUGACACAUGUUAACAACGUCUUGAUUAUUAGUAUGGUGAAGACUGAAGAGACAACACUGUGACAUUUAUUAUGCAU
Messenger RNA from Glycine soja, 1325 nucleotides. Its product is annotated as vacuolar cation/proton exchanger 2-like. Gene Ontology annotation, molecular function: calcium:proton antiporter activity. The record is from RefSeq and is a predicted model, not a curated record. The transcript has 7 exons. NCBI's taxonomy places the organism in Eukaryota, Viridiplantae, Streptophyta, Magnoliopsida, Fabales, Fabaceae. The coding region runs from base 475 to 1194 and encodes 239 amino acids. Gene Ontology annotation, biological process: intracellular calcium ion homeostasis; calcium ion transmembrane transport. Gene Ontology annotation, cellular component: plant-type vacuole membrane.